Molecule: messenger RNA, 2187 nt
Organism: Arabidopsis thaliana (thale cress)
Lineage: Eukaryota; Viridiplantae; Streptophyta; Magnoliopsida; Brassicales; Brassicaceae
Product: 2-oxoglutarate (2OG) and Fe(II)-dependent oxygenase superfamily protein
Exons: 3
Coding region: 741-1850 (369 amino acids)
Cellular component (GO): cytoplasm
Molecular function (GO): oxidoreductase activity
Source: RefSeq, marked reviewed
ACAAAACUAUCCAAAUUUAUUAAUAAAAAAUACAUAAAAACUUUAUUUAGAAACUAAUCACUGGACUUGCUCUAAUUAAUUAGAAAAUCAAUAUUCGUUGUAGACAGAUGUGUCAUGUGUGAUUGCCAUUUGUUUUAGCCAGAUUGAAUAUAAUUUUCUAAAUUUCUAAAGCUAUAGGAGAAAGUAAAUCUAUUGCUACAACUUCAGUUGUAAAUAUAACAAAUAUUUCAUGCAGUUUUGAAAUCAAGUUUCUAUAACAAAUAUAUGUUCUAGACUAAUUUGAGGUAAUCGAUCAUUUGAUAUUUAUUGAUUCAAAAUUUGUAAUUUUUGAAAUUUCUCUUUAAAUAAUUGGUUUUUGAGAUACAUAAGAAAAUUCAUGUUUUGACUUUCUUACCCAAGAUGCCAUGUUUAAAGAUGCACACGUAUACCUCAUAUUAAAAUGCAAAUUGUAACCUAUCGUAUCAUUUGUAUAAUAAAGAUGCUUCUGAUUUUUGUUUUUCUUCGUAAUAACUUAUUGUAUAAUAAGACAAGAACUGUCACGAGCCACUGUUAUUUUCGAUCAACUUUAUAUUUUAUCAAUGGUUUUGCUAGCUAGCAGUUGGUCCCAUCUUGGAACACAAGAAAAACGAGUAAUAUGUCAACAUUAUACUUUUUGGUGGGUUGGGUAAUGUGUCGGUGGGUGCUUUCGUUAUAUAUGAUUGUAUCAGAUUGCUCUAUCUGUCUUACGAGAGACCAAAACGAUGGAGAGCACGAAGAUUGCUCCUUCAUUCGAUCGUGCCAGUGAGCUUAAAGCUUUCGAUGAGACGAAGACUGGUGUGAAAGGACUCGUUGACUCUGGAAUCUCAAAGAUUCCACGCAUUUUCCAUCACUCAUCUGUCGAACUAGCAAACCCUAAACCACUUCCCUCGGACCUGCUACAUCUCAAGACGAUCCCAACGAUCGAUCUCGGAGGACGGGACUUCCAGGACGCGAUUAAGCACAAGAACGCGAUUGAAGGGAUUAAAGAAGCAGCUGCCAAGUGGGGUUUCUUCCAAGUGAUCAACCAUGGAGUUUCGCUCGAGCUUCUUGAGAAGAUGAAAGAUGGAGUUCGUGACUUUCAUGAGCAACCUCCUGAAGUGAGGAAAGAUUUGUACAGCCGCGAUUUCGGCAGAAAGUUUAUCUAUUUAAGUAAUUUCGAUCUCUACACUGCUGCAGCUGCGAAUUGGAGAGACACAUUCUAUUGUUACAUGGCUCCAGAUCCUCCAGAACCACAGGAUCUGCCAGAGAUUUGUAGGGAUGUUAUGAUGGAAUACUCAAAGCAAGUGAUGAUUUUGGGUGAAUUUCUGUUUGAGCUUUUGUCAGAAGCACUAGGGUUGAACCCUAAUCACCUCAAGGACAUGGAGUGCUUAAAGGGUUUGCGCAUGCUUUGCCACUACUUCCCACCGUGUCCGGAGCCUGACCUAACUUUUGGCACAAGUAAGCACUCCGACGGCUCUUUUCUUACCGUCCUUCUACCAGAUAACAUAGAAGGGCUUCAGGUUUGUCGUGAGGGAUACUGGUUCGAUGUUCCUCAUGUUCCCGGCGCUCUCAUCAUCAACAUCGGAGAUCUUCUGCAGCUUAUAACAAACGACAAGUUCAUCAGUUUGAAGCAUAGAGUAUUGGCGAACAGAGCCACAAGAGCUCGAGUCUCUGUCGCAUGUUUCUUCCAUACCCACGUAAAACCAAAUCCUAGAGUGUACGGACCCAUUAAAGAGCUUGUGUCCGAAGAAAAUCCUCCAAAGUACAGAGAGACCACCAUCAGAGAUUACGCUACUUACUUCAAUGGCAAAGGACUUGGCGGGACCUCUGCUUUGCUGGAUUUUAAAGUAUGAAUCAUGCCGAGCUACUACUUUCUCACAGAUAUACGACAUGACAUUAUAUGUAACAUGUUGGAGAUGUGUGAACCAAAUGUGGAAUUUAUGUAUUGAACAUUGUCAUCAAGGUUUGGUCCAAAUAAAGUGUAAUCGGAUAUGGUUAAUCAAUUGGAUUACGCACAAGCUGGUUUAUAUGCAUUUAAACUAAGUUGGAUGUAAUUAUGUUUGAUGAUCGUUGAUUUGAAUUAGAUGACUAUAUUUAAGGUUGGUUAAGAAAUGGUUUAGUGGGAGUUCGAUUUUUUUUCUUUCUUAUUAAUUUCUAACACUUGUCUGGUCCCGUCACUGUCACAAGCGG